AUGUUAGAUGAAAUUCAUAGACAAGAACGUGAAGAGAUGGAAAACAAGCUUGAAGCAAAAGAUGAAGUCAUUGAAGCAAAAGACAAAAACAUACAGAAAAGAAUACCACGUUCGGUACCAAAAGGAAAGGAAAAGAACUAUAAGUAUAUGAUUUAUACUGAAGAGAUGGAAAAUGAAGAAGACAGAGAUAUGGUUAUGUUGCAUUUAGUCAGAAGAAACAACAAAAGCUUUUACGACCUUGCUAAGAUUUACAAAUCUGACAGAAAUUGGUUCUAUCGCGAAAACUUACCGAUUUCAAUGACACCAAAUGAAGAUGUGAAACAAAUAGUUCAAGAUACUUUACCUCAAACACACUAUGAUAUUAAAGGUUGUACAAUACUUACCUUCAAAGAAGAUUUGCCAUUGUUAAAGGAAAAAAUAACAGAGUAUUUUGACAACUUCAAACAAGCAGAGUAG
Trichomonas vaginalis G3 is the source of this 456-nucleotide messenger RNA. RefSeq lists its product as uncharacterized. The transcript has a single exon. Lineage: Eukaryota; Parabasalia; Trichomonadida; Trichomonadidae. The coding region runs from base 1 to 456 and encodes 151 amino acids. The record is from RefSeq and is a predicted model, not a curated record.